AUGAAAAACCUCGAUGCACACAAGUACAUUAAAUUAGUGAAUUUUCUAAACAAGAAGAAAAAGUACCCCCAGUUUAAUUUUAAAUAUGUCAAAGGUAAGGGAGAAGACGGAUGUGACCUUCAGCUAGCCAAUUAUGUAAAUGUAAACAAGGGGAAGAUACGAAAUGGUUGCAUAAGAUACACAAAUGAUAGUGCAGUUGCGAAGAUACUUUCCAAUGUGGGCGAGCUUGUAAAUGAGUCGACAGUUUCUUCAUCGCAAAGGAAUGGGGGGGAAACAAAACUGUUUCCAUCGAAUGGCACCAAAGGGAAGAGGAGCAACAACCCGGGCAGGGACCCCCAAGCGGAUGGCGAUUUAACGAUAGAGAUAGGUUACGCCAAUGCACCGUUAACGGGUUGCAAAGUGAAGCAGACAGGAUGGAGAGGGGUAGAUGAGGCACACGAUGGUGGGCUGGGCCAAGCUAGUCGACACAAGGGGGAGCAGGUCAAUUCCAAAGUGAUGCUAAUGCAUUGUAAUGGAGCAUCACACGAAGGUAUUAAUCCGAGCGAGAGGCAUAUCAACCAGCAGAGAAAUGCCGAAAUGAAGAAGUUCCCUUUUUUGCAAAAGAGGGAAUCCCCCCCAGAUGGGUACGACACAGACGCGGGGCAGAUACACCCCGGGGAGAAACUCACCCAUUUAGGGUUCACCCACCGAGGGGGCCGUUACACCGCUAGUAAUGGAGACGAAGGGAGCCACGACGCAGGUGAGAAGAACGGAGAUGUCAACACUUUCGAAGCGGAGGAGCAAACGCAAAGAGAGCUAAGUAGCGAGGAAAAUUUUGCCAAGGUGAAAAUUACGAAAGAAAAUAUCAUCAUCGUGGAUAAGGUGAAGGAAGAGGGACGAAAGGGGAAGAAAACGAAGAAAAUGACCAUGACGGAGGAGAAGGAAAAUACGGAUGACAGUGUAGAAACGUUGGGGAUGGCCACUGUGAGGAGCGAUGGGCAGGAGAAAUGCUUCAGGAUAGAGGAAGCACAAGGGGGAGAAGAAACAGGGGGGAGAACAGAUGAAGGAGAUAAGCAGAAGAAACUAAGUGAUGACAACCCUAAUGGAGAAGAGGAAAAGGAAAGCGAAAAGGACACGGUAAAUUUCCAAAUGAAGAAUGCCAAGGGGAAUAAGAAGUGCCUGUACCCUCAUGAAAUUGUGGAGUAUUUAAACAAAUACAUUAUAGGGCAAACGGAGGCGAAGAAAGUUGUGGCAAAUGCAUUGAGGCAGAGGUGGAGAAGGAUACAAGUGGAUGACGAUAUGAAGAAGGACAUCAUUCCAAAGAACAUUUUGAUGAUAGGCCCAACUGGAGUUGGCAAAACGGAAAUAGCAAGAAGAAUUUCUAUGUUUGUAGAUGCUCCGUUUAUCAAAGUAGAAGCGACGAAAUUUACAGAAGUAGGGUUCCACGGUAAGGACGUGGACCAAAUUAUUAAAGACCUCGUCGAAAUAGCGGUGAAGAGACAAAAAACGAAAUUCGAAAUUGAGAUAAGAGAACAGGCACAAGAAACGGUAGAGAAUAUCAUUUUGUAUUCCCUUCUUGGAAACAUAAAAGAAGAGGAAAAAAACAUUUGGAGGAAAUAUUUAAAAGAUGGCUCCCUAGACGAUAAGGUAGUCAGUAUAGACAUCCCCAAUUAUGUAAAUAACAACAUAUUUUCAAACGAUUCGGUGGAGAAUGCCGUCAAAGAAGCGUUAAGCAAUCACCAAAAUAUUAAAAGCGUCAAAAUUAUUCACCAGAAUAUUAACAAACAGAAUGAUAAGAAAACCAUGACUAUAAGAGAAGCCAAACAGAAAUUGCUGCAGCUGGAAAUUGACUCCUCCAUGAAUCAGGACGUUAUCCUCAAAACAGCCAUCAGCUCUGUAGAAGAAGAAGGAAUUGUCUUCAUCGACGAAAUUGACAAAAUUUGCUCCAAAUCGAAUUCGUCUUACAACGGACCAGAUGCAAGUGCCGAGGGGGUUCAGAGAGAUCUACUCCCCCUCAUAGAAGGAUGCGUCAUUAAUACAAAGUAUGGAAAUAUUAACACUAACUACAUUUUGUUUAUCGCCUCGGGGGCCUUCCAGAGGGUUAAGCCCAAUGAUAUGCUCAACGAGCUGCAGGGGAGAUUGCCCGUCCAUGUGAACCUCUCCAGUUUGACCAUAAAAGAUUUUAUAGAAAUUUUGACGAAGACGCAUAAUAAUUUGCUGCAACAGAAUAUUGCCUUGCUGAAGACGGAGGGGAUCGAUCUGCAGUUCACGGAUGAUGCCAUCGAGACCAUUGCAAACGCCGCUCAUGAUAUGAACUUUUACGUGGAGAACAUCGGCGUGCGGAGGCUGCACACCAUCAUAGAGAAAAUCAUGGAGGACAUCAACUACGACGUUUACAAUUAUGUGAACAAGACCAUCGUCAUCGACAGGGAGAAGGUGAAGAAGUCCCUCGAGGGAUUCAUCAAGCAGUUCGACUUGAAGAAGUACAUCAUUUGA
Molecule: messenger RNA, 2475 nt
Organism: Plasmodium vivax (malaria parasite P. vivax)
Lineage: Eukaryota; Apicomplexa; Aconoidasida; Haemosporida; Plasmodiidae
Product: ATP-dependent heat shock protein, putative
Exons: 1
Coding region: 1-2475 (824 amino acids)
Cellular component (GO): HslUV protease complex
Molecular function (GO): ATP hydrolysis activity; peptidase activity; ATP binding
Source: RefSeq, a predicted model, not a curated record